AUGGUACAAACUCAAAGUGCCACUCCUUUGAAGGAAAAAAUGAGAAAAAAAACUACUGCAAAAGGCAAGGGAAAAGCAACAGUACCUGUUGCAAAAGCUAAAAGGAAAUUAGUUGAAUCAGAGGAUUCUGAUUUCCAAGAUGAAAUUCCUGAUCCAAAGAAACAAAAAACAACAUUAGAAGCAUCAGCAAGUUCUCCAAAGAAAAAAGUACCUGCAAAAACUGUUAAAAAAAUACUGAAAUCUGAUGUUAUUGAGAUCAGUUCUAGACAACAAGAUCUAAAGCUUUAUUCUCCAUAUUUUGAGGUGGAACAGUAUUUUACUACAAGAAUCAAUCACAAUGUGGGUGCUGAUGUAAUUUCAAAUAUUAAAUCAAAUUUGUCUGAUCCACAACUGUCUUUUUUUUCCGACACUUGCUUUGGGAAAUUUUUAAAGAUGAAGCGUUAUGAUUUGCAAUGCAACUUGAUUCAUGGGCUGUUAUUAAGGGAGGUGAAGCAGCCAUGUCCAUAUGAGAUGUGGGUUAAUGUUUGUGGGAAGAUACUGAAGUUUGGACUGGAGGAAUUUGUCUUGGUUACUGGUUUGAAUUGCACUGGAGAGUCUGAUAAGGGUAAAUAUUCUGAUUUACACAGUGAUUUGAAAGCUAAGUAUUUUACUGGUUUAAAUAAAAUUUCUAAGAAAAGUGUUGAAGAAUGCUUUCUACUGAAAAGAUGGGAUUCUGAUGAAAAUGCGGUCAAGCUUGCUGUAUUAUAUUUCAUUGAAUUAUUUUUGUAUAACAACAAGUCAGAGAGGUUAGUUUUGAAUGCUACUUUCUACUUGGUUGAUUCUGGGUUGUUUGAGCAAUUUGCUUGGGGGAAAGAUUUGUUUGAUUGCACAAUAGAGUUCUUGAAGAACAGGUUUAAGGCUAUGAAAUCUGCUCGGUCUUUUAAAGGCUUGACGGAUUUCCAUUAG
Messenger RNA from Mercurialis annua (annual mercury), 945 nucleotides. RefSeq lists its product as uncharacterized. The transcript is spliced from 3 exons. Bases 1 to 945 code for a protein of 314 amino acids. The record is from RefSeq and is a predicted model, not a curated record. NCBI's taxonomy places the organism in Eukaryota, Viridiplantae, Streptophyta, Magnoliopsida, Malpighiales, Euphorbiaceae.